Endocarpon pusillum Z07020 is the source of this 1632-nucleotide messenger RNA. RefSeq lists its product as uncharacterized. NCBI's taxonomy places the organism in Eukaryota, Fungi, Ascomycota, Eurotiomycetes, Verrucariales, Verrucariaceae. The record is from RefSeq and is a predicted model, not a curated record. The coding region runs from base 1 to 1632 and encodes 543 amino acids. The transcript has a single exon. Gene Ontology annotation, molecular function: protein dimerization activity; RNA polymerase II cis-regulatory region sequence-specific DNA binding; DNA-binding transcription factor activity, RNA polymerase II-specific. Gene Ontology annotation, biological process: regulation of transcription by RNA polymerase II.
AUGACUGACACGGAAAACGGCAUGCCAUACAUCAAGCACGAACCUGACGAGAACACUUUGAACCCAAACCAUUACAUGAUGACAUCGCAAGGAUACGGAGGGGCGCCGGAGCAAUUCAACGAUCAUUUCAACCAUCAAACCAAUGAUGGGGUCGAUCCAGUGGAACUCCAGAAUGGAAACUAUGGCAUGCAGUACUCUUUUGGCUCCCAGCAGAACCUGUCCAGCUUCAAUUUUGGGAAUUCUGGGAUUGGUGACGACGAGUUGAUCGACCUCGAUCUGAACGGCCAUCAAUCCCAGUUGAGCGACUUUAAUCCCAUGCAGAACAACCAAGUCGGUGCUCAGUACCCGGAGCAGCGUCACCCUACCGGCAUAUCGCUCAGCCAUCAAGGCCAGAUGACCAAUGUCUACUCCAGCACACCAGAUGGUCCUCCUAUCCAAAGUCCUUUCCUGGGCAACUUCAACUACGAGCAGUUUCGACCGAUCAAUGGAAUGUCACCACCAAUGAACAGUCAAGCCAAUGCACAGUUUCAGCAAAAUUAUAGCAAGCGACCUAGCGUUCAAAGCAUGGACCGAAGAACAUCAGAUCAACGAAGCCCCUUGACUCCCAGGACUCCUGCAAUGGCCGCGCUACACAUUGCGACUCCUGAAUCUGGCAGCUUUGCUUCUCACCCCAUUCGAACUGGCAGUUUACAGGAUCGCCACCGCAAAACUCAAUCUGGACAGUGGGAUGCCACACCGAACAGCCUCCAUUCCCUUGUAGAUUCUCCGAUCUCAUCGCCCGGACAUCCUUCUCACCACACUAACAUAUCUGAAAUCAUCAGAUCUGGAAAACAUGCAUCUUUGCCUGCUAAGGUGGAGAAUAAUCACGGACAAGGCAUGGAGUCACUCGAUGCCAAGAAGAAGCGGAGACGAGCAUCUCACAACGCUGUUGAACGGCGGCGCAGGGACAAUAUCAACGACCGUAUUCACGAUCUGUCACACCUUGUUCCUCAACAUCGCCUCGACGAUGAUAAGAUUCGCAAGCAGAUCGUCAACAACACACCAAUGUCGCCUACCACAGGAGCUACAAGCAUCAGUCCUCCGAAUGCUGCUACAUCUCUGCUUGCGGGUGCCGCUGGCCGGCGUGCAGCCAGCACUGCGGGUAAUAUUACUCUUGGGUUGCCCAUCGAGGAGAAAGAAAAGGGACCUAACAAGGGUGAUAUCUUGAAUGGCUCCGUGAGCUGGACAAGAGACUUAAUGUGGGCUCUGUACCAUAAAUACAUGCAAGAAGAUGAGCUGCAAGAGCGUCUACGGCAGCUGAAUGUCGAAUGGCCGUUCGAGAGCACGGAAGAUGAGAGGCGUAUGCGCUCAGAAUUGAUCGAUGCAAUGGAGAAAAAUGAUCCCAGCUCCUUCACGUACACCCGGACGAACGGCAGUGGCUUGCGUGUUCCAAUGCAUACCAACAUGGCUGGCGAAGCUCUGCAGCCCACUGGAACACUCAGCCCGCAGAGCCUGAGUCCUCCAUUUCACAGUGAAGGCAGCGGCACUAACAGUGGCAAUGGCCUGCCUGGACAACCACAGUUCUGGAACAACGCAGGACAUGCUAGGAUCAGCUUCAAAGAAGAGGACGAGUACUCGAUGGAAAUGAAUUAA